Papilio xuthus (Asian swallowtail) is the source of this 1100-nucleotide messenger RNA. Its product is annotated as pancreatic lipase-related protein 2-like. The transcript is spliced from 6 exons. Gene Ontology annotation, molecular function: serine hydrolase activity; lipase activity. Gene Ontology annotation, biological process: lipid catabolic process. The coding region runs from base 20 to 985 and encodes 321 amino acids. The record is from RefSeq and is a predicted model, not a curated record. Lineage: Eukaryota; Metazoa; Arthropoda; Insecta; Lepidoptera; Papilionidae.
UGGAGCCCAAAUUGUAAAUAUGAAGACGAUAAUUUUAUUGGCAAUUUUUGUGAGUGUUACCUUAGCUGUACCAGUAACAAAAAAUGAACGUUAUAUUGAGGUAAUUGGCGGUGAUGAUAAAAUUCAUGUUGUCGAUCUAGAAGAGAAAAUUGAUAAUGACCUACUGGAACGCAUGACGAGAGAUCCUCGAAAUCGUUACUUACUUUACACAAGGUCAAAUCCAUCAUCGGCCCAGCUUUUGCAAAUAAACAACAUAGAUUCAAUUUUAUCAUCAAACUUUAAUCCCAACGCGCCGACUGUUGUCGUGGCUCACGGAUGGUUCAGUAACCAAAACACGAAUCUGAAUCCCGUUAUCAGAGAUGCAUAUCUGGAAAGCAGCGAAGUCAACGUGAUCAUUCUAGACUGGAGUAGAAUUGCAAUGGGUAGCUAUUUAAACGCUAUCGCUAACAUACCUAAUGUGGGCAAAGCUUUGGGUCAGUUUUUGAAGUUCCUAAGCGAAACAACUGGAGCAUCGCUUGAGUCAAUGCACUUGGUUGGCUUCAGUCUUGGCUCUCAUGUUGUUGGUAAUGCUGGAAGGGAACUAGAGGGGAAAGUUGGACGUGUUACAGGUCUCGACCCCGUCAGCCCGAUUUGGCACAACAACCGUAACCGCUUAGACAAAUCUGACGGUAUCUACGUUGAAAUAAUCCACACGAACGGCCGUGGUAGUGGAACUAACUUGGCCCUUGGUCAUGCUGAUUUCUAUCCCAAUGGUGGUAAUAGUCAGCCUGGUUGCUUCACAAGCAUUUGCAAUCACAACCGUUCGUGGGAAUUAUUCGCCGCUACAGUUCAAUACAAUCAUUUAGUUGGUAAAGAAUGCUCAUCUGAGGAUGAAGUUGUAUCUAACAAAUGUGGCGGAAAGUCAUAUAAUAUGGGCAAUGGAGAUGUAACCAAAUCUGGAUCUGGAUUAUAUCGAUUAUCUACUACAGGCAGUUAUCCUUAUUGAAAAAUAUUUAUACAGUCGACAAACAAACAUGUACGAAAUGAAAGUAAGUUAAGUAUUUAUAUAACCAAACAAUAAUGAAAAAAAGUGAAAAAAUAUAUUUUUAUAUUAAAAUGUU